AUGGCGCUUCUCAGUCCGACCUUCGCCCUCGGUGUCUUCGUCCUGCUCUACCUCUCCUCCUUCGUCCUCUUCGCCGUCCUUCGAAUCGUCACCGGCAUAUCGAUCCAGCGGAUAGGCUACUUCUCCCUCCGACGCCUUGCAUAUUCACCCAGAGAUGGAAUCAGGAUCGAGAUUCGCGGCCUGGGGCUGAACAUUCAUCGCCCGACUUUUGCGCAGCCCACCUGGCUGAGCAUCGUCCUCAGUGACCUGACUGUGACCGCAGAUAUUAAGAAACUCGAAGAGCGGAAACCUGCCAGGAACGGGACGCCACCGAAUGGGGAUCGAAAGACAGAUAAUGGGGAGGAGGAAGAAGAAGAAGAAGAAGAAGAAGUAGACCCGCUACUAGAUUUGCCCCCUCCAGCUCAAGCCAAUGCUGGAUCCGAGGCCGAGACAUGGUCGCGCCUCCAUAAGCUCAAAGAAAAGGUGAAGAAACUGCACCACAGCGUGAAAUGGCUGCGCUUGGUGGAUGUCGUUGUGACCAACUCGGUCAUCAACGUGGUCGAUGUCGGCAGCCUUCAGGUUGGCAGCUUGACGCUUGCCGUGGAUACGAGACACAAAAUGGCCGAUCGAGCUCGAUUCUUCUUCCACCGAUCUGAAUCUUCAAAAGAAAACGCAGAGGCCGAAUGGAUAUUGACCGUCCGGAGUGUCUUCUUCGCCGUUGACGGCAAGGAGUCCCUCCAGAUUCUCGACCAUGCCUUGCUAAACGUGCACGGAUAUUUGUAUCCGUCGCAGGAGGGCCUCCGAGAUGCGACGGUUGCUUUGAAGCUUGGCAGAGUCCAGAUUCCGUACGACGAGCUGCACCACUGUGCAACCAAGUUCAAGUUGUCUCGCAAAAAGCCAAAGGUUGUCAACUUGGAGGAUCCAGUGGAUAUUUUCGUUAGUAAAGUGCAAGAUGGAACCGCUAGCAGCGCAAACGAGCACUUGAUGAAAACCGUUUCAGACUCAAAGGAAUUCUUCAGCUCCAUCUUGCGAGGUAUCAAGGAGGUUCAGUUUGCUGUUAGCUUCGUUGGUCUCAUCAAAAAGGUUGAGUCUGUCAAGGCUUGUGCGAAACCCGUGCACCUCACUGCUUCCAUGAAGGAAGUUGGCAUCGAUCUUCAUCGCCUUGAUCCAAAGUCACCCGCACAUCGCAUGUACUUCCCGUCCACAGACAUUGCACACGAAGCGCUGGUGGCCGCCCUCUCCAUCUCGGUUGGCAUGGAUGAUGGCCUCGGCAAGCCGCAGCGAAUCGUAUACAUCCCCAUGGCUACCACGACCGUCAGAACUACGUUGCCUUCCAAGACCAUCCAGCUGUCUCAGGUGGAUAGCUUUGAGGAUAAGAAUGCCAAUAUCCUGUUCGCCAACUCUGUGGUCACUUCGCCAUCCAUCGAUCUUGAUCCAAGACACCUGCCUCUCUUGAUAGCAAUGAUGCGAUCUAAACCAAAGCCUCCAAAGACGGAACAAAGGCAACAGCAGAAAUAUCUGUUUUCCCGACUGCUCCCGAAGGCGAGUAUUAAGUUUACUAUGCACGAGCCUGUUCUCCGCAUCAAGCUCAAGCCUCUUGGCAAGACAGAGGAUCCAGAUGAUUACGGUCUCAUCAUUUCAUCCAUCUCAUCCGUUGCCCUUGAUGUCGAAUCAUCUCAUUCGCCCCUUGAAGACCUGCACUAUUCUCUGGAUGGAGCUAUGCGGCUGCAAUCUCACCACCUGUACUACCAAGCUGUAUCUGGCGAGAGGUUUGACUUGAUAACAACCGAGUCUUUCGACCUCAAAGUCCACUUGGCAGCCAAUCCCGAAGUUUCUGUUGACGCGACGAGCAAUGUCCAAUCAUUUUCAGUUAGCAUGGUACGGCCGGAAAUCACAGAUGGCGUUCGUCAGAUCGUGCGCCAACUCCGUACCGAUGUUGAGCCAACGAAGAGGGCUAAGCCCAAGUCAAGACGGCAUGCCAACUUCCUGAGAUCGCUUCCUGAAUGGCUUUUCCGUUAUCAAGUCACCGCGAAUGAUGUCAACAUUGAGAUCGCUGGCGUGGAUGAAGGUAUUUCGGAUGAUAGCAAAGGCAUUUCCCUACACCUUGACGGCAUGUCGGCGGAGUAUCGUGCUCAAAGAUUGGAUGGCUUGCAGAGAAAGAUGCUCAGAAGACGAACUCACAGCCGAUCUCUCACUCAGUCAGACUCGGAUUUCGCGUCCACGAGUCCAACAAGAGCGAGAAAGAAGCCGCAGACCAUCGGCGACGGCCGUCGUCUGGUGUUCAAUGCCAGAGGUAUUGAGGCUCAAAUCAUCGAGACUGCCGACCAGCUUGAGCUGGAGCCCUUCAUUAACGUGCCUCGCCUUGAAUUUUCGCUCUCUGCGUCAAGCGAUAAUCAUGGCCCAUUGUUUCAUAUCCAGUCCUCGAUCCGUUCCAUCACGGUUCAGUAUUCACUCUACCGGCACUAUGCUGUUGGUGUUGCAAUGAAUACUCUGAGAAAAGCCUUUAUGAAAACCAGUGGUGACGCGCCAAAGGCUUCACAGCAAGGUCUACCAAAGUCAGAUCUCCUUGUCCCUCCCAACGCCUCUGGAUUUUCUCCUGCCGAUUCAGCCUCCACCAUCAUGGACUCCGUAGUCAUUGACGUGAAAGUCGCUUUAAUCCAGGUGAAGGCGGAGAUGCCACAUGACCCAAUGAUAAUGCUACACAUCUAUAGUUUGGACGCCGGACGUCAGAGAUGGUCCACGCCAUAUUUUGCGUCCAAGCUAAUUCGCCUGUACGUUGCAUCUCCACGUAUGCGCAAUAUAUGGUCGCGGAUGGUUAGCAUUAAAUCUGGGCGCCUUGAUCUUCGAGAAUCCAAGCACAAAUCGAACCAAGGGGACUAUACAGAGGAGAAGCUCAUCGACGUAUCGACUGAAGCAAUCCGGAUUGGUAUUCCUCACGAGGUCAUCGUUCACCGUAUUACCGAUAACAUUAUCAAUGUGAUCAAGGCAGUGCAACAGCUGCAGCACCGCUUCAAAACCGGGACAAACGAGUACAUCUUGGAGAAGCAUCCUGAAGGACCCAAAUCCGUUCCAAAAGUAUCCAUUCGCUCGCGAAAUUUCCUUUUCGAGAUGGAGGACGGUGCAUUCGAAUGGAAACUAGGCAUGAUUUACCGGGCAGGGCGGAUGGAACAGAUACAGAGAUCUACCAGAGAAGAGGCGUUCCGUGUCAAGCUAAAUCGCGUGCGGGAAGAGGAACUGAAACGGGGUAACAAUGGCAAAAAUCGGUCUCGAUCUGCUUUUCCACGUGGAAGGACUGAGAAUUCCUCAUCUGCGUGGUUCCGGAGUCGAAGCUCCGACCCAACGAAGCAAGACGUGCGGGGCCGUGAGAGUCGACACAGCAGUACCUUGCCGAGAUAUGACCCUGAUAGCGAAACCCUAGGCAUCAACGGAAAUUCAAAAGUUUCGGUGGAGGAGGCGCGCCUCCAUUUAGACAUGUUCAAUGCUCAGUCGUGGAAAAAGAGGAUUGACCGGGCCUAUCAGGUGUCUCGAGAUGGUGUCAAAGAGCUGCGCGGCCUAUUCUGGGGCCAGAACGAGGUACCGAGCGACGUCGAGGAGACGGAAAACAUCUUGGAGGUCGCUCCCAGACCAGCGUUGAUGGCCACUUUCAUAUCCAACCUCCACAUUGCCGUUGAUAAGCCGACGUUCCCUCUCAAAGAUCUCCCUGAUUUCAUUUACAAAGUCGGCAAAGGCAUGCCCAAGGAUAUGAAAUACAGCCUCUUGGUGCCUAUGCACAUCUCCAUCGAUAUGGGAGAAGCCCGCUGCUCGCUACGCGACUACCCUCUGCCGCUGCUGCACAUCCCGGGACUGAAACCUGGGCAGUCAUCUAGGCUGCAGGCUGUCUCUUUGAGAACAAACUUUGUGUUAGCCGAGGAGUUCAGAGGGCUGGAAUCGUCACGACGAGUUCCGGUGAAUAUCAUCCCCCCCAAGAGCACAGAUCCCGAUGCAUCCAAGGAAGGAUGCUUUGCUAUUGAAGUGAGGCGAACCAUUGGCCCUGUCAAAUCCUUCUCGGAUGUCUACAUGGAUAUCAACACAGCUCUUCCCACACGAAUUACGUGGGGUCCCUGCUACCAGCCGGCAAUUCAGGAUAUGAUGAUGGUCGUUGAAUCUUUCACCAAGCCGCAGAUUGAUCCGUCUGAACGGGUUGGGUUUUGGGAUAAACUUCGACUUAAUUUCCAUUCCCGUAUCCAUGUUGCUUGGAAAGAGGACGGUGAUAUGCAUUUUGCAAUGAAGGGCACACGGGAUCCAUACCAAGUUACUGGGCAUGGCGCAGGCUUCAUCAUGUGCUGGCGAAACGACAUUAGAUGGAAUAUUAAUGCAGAGGAUAACCCGAAGAAGUUUAUGACGGUGGACAGUGGCGAAUACAUUCUUGCCAUUCCAGACUACAGUAUGCAGGUACGGGAAGCCGCCCGGCUCCGGGAUGAUGAUAGUAGUCGACUUGCGGAUGACCAUUUAAGAUGCGGUCCGGCUCAAUUUAAGAAAGUCGUCAUGAAGCUAUCCGGAAGAGUGCAAUGGCUAGCUGGUCUCGUAUUUGAGCGCGCAAUCGAGGAUGGCAAACGAAGCUUUGACUUCAAACCUCACUACGAGGUCGUUCUCAAGAAUCCACUCUUUGCUAAGCCCGAGGCGAACGGACUGCCGUAUGAUGCCAUGCGCGGGUUCAGGAGUCGUCACAUUCACUUGUCAAUUGCGGUCCGCGCGCCGGCUGACCGCGAAUGGAUGUCGCAGAGCCUUGAACCUUCGCGUAGUUAUAACACGAUCCAUCUUACUCCUCGCUUCUUCACGCACUUCUUCGCCUGGUGGGGGCUCUUUAGCGGACCCAUGUCGCUUCCCAUUCGGCAAGGCAGCCUAUUUCCUGGGAGAGAAAAGAAUAGCAAGAAAUUUGGGAGACACUUGGCGACUGUCAAGUAUAAUCUCCUGUUUGCUCCGUUGUUCCUGAGUCACAUCUACAAACACAAAGACGCCGAGGACUACUCUGAAAACGCUGUCUCUGCCACUGGCCUGAAAGUUCGAUUCGACAGCUUCAUGCUUGAUCUUCAUCAACGCCGAGAAGAGUUCGACACCAUUGCCAAGACCAAGAAUUCGCCCAGUCGAAUCACGGGAAUGAAGCUCCAUGCAGCACACUUGGACUUGGCGUGCGCGGAUAUUCGAGCCGUUUCUGCUAGUUUGUAUGGCACUACAACAGAGGCAAUCAAAAAAGGAUCCAUUUCGCAUCUCACCCUCGAUCAGGAUGAGAAGCCGGAUGUAUCUCGCUUUACUAUUCCUGAUGGAGACUACAGCUGGAUUGAUAUGGAUGAUUUCGUUGAGUUAGAUUGGAUUCUGCCCACCGAAGCUCAUCCAGAGACCAAGAUUCUGCCGCUUGCUUAUAUCCCUCGAUUAACUUACUUCCGUCAGACCGAUAUUGGGGGUAUUAUUGCUGGAGACCCUACGAGAACAAGCCCAUUCGGGAAUGAGCCUACGCAUUUCUGUAUCAUGAGCGAAGAAAACGAUCCAAAGAGUGUGCAAGCACACUUGAUCAGAGAGCGCUUAGAACAACUCGAUGAGCAGAUCCGAGCACACAUCCGACAGGUUGGUGAGGCUGAGCUGAAAGUGAUACGCACCGAUUCCAAGGACCAAGAGAUUCUAGAGGAUUUCGAUACCCUUCGCCAACAUUCCAAUGUACUUCGGGACAAGAGAGCCUUCCUUGAAACUAUGCUAGAGAGGAUGAACGCAGGAGUAUCGACUAACGGCCAUGCAUCAAGCGGAUCAGCGAGUACGCAUCAAUCUAAUGGAUCCGUAGAUGCACCGAGCGAACACAUGGACAUGCCCUCGAUCCCCUCCAACGUGGAAUUUGAAAGCGAAUUUGAGAACCGUUUCGUGAUUCACAAUAUGCAACUAAAAUGGAACAAUCUGUUGCGCAACAUUGUGCUGCGAUAUGUCCACCAGAGCAGCCAACGGCGUGGUUUUAUAUACUACCUAUCCAGACCAGCAGUUAAAUUCAUCUUGGACAUGGUAGACGAGCAGACCAAGGCUAGAAUGGGGAAUGUUGUGAAUUCAGAGCCGGUAUCAGCGGCCAAUGGCACUCCCACGUCUCCGGCUACUCCAUCUGUAGAAAAGGACGCUGCGAGAGACCUCGAAGACCGAAUCAAGGGCAUUUUAGAAGGUCGGAAAUUCUCGACAAGCACAGGUUUUGCACUCAAUAACAAUGGCGUUGUGGAAGGCUCCAUCGAAGAUUUGGAGAGUGGCAUAUCCGAUGAAUUCAACCCACAAUGCAGUUAUCAUGUCCGACUUAUUGCUCCGCAAAUCCAGCUGCAGAGUGAAAAGAACAAGAAGCACGUUGUCUUGGUUACUUCAAAGGGAAUGGAACUGAAAGUGGUGGAAGUCAUGGACAAAUCGAGAAUCGCGGACCAGGUCAGCGGUCUCGUUCAACGCCGUUUCUUGGUCAACAUGGACAGUACCCAGUUCUUCGUCACUCAUCAGAAAUGGUUCCUCACCAACCUGGUAUCCAUGUAUGCGGGCAGCAAAUACGGCACGCCUACGGGUUCCUCAUGGCCACCUUGGGUACCUAUGGAGGUCAUGUUUGACUUCCGUACCGACCCAUUCGGCUUCAAGCGCGUCGUGCAGAAAACCUCAGCCAUGCUUCGCUACGACAAGUACAACAAUCUCCGUCUCAAGUAUAACGACGAAGUCAAUGGUGAAUGCACAGACGAAUCCACCCAAGAGCCUACGGAGAAACGUGUGGAUAACCUUUGGGUGGAAUUCCCGCAAGCUCGUGCUCUCUGUAACUCAUCGCAGUAUUACGCCAUGUAUGUCAUCGUGCUUGAUCUGCUCAUGUACAGCGAGCCCCUCGAAAAGACGAGGAAUGAGCGCUUGGAGAAAAUUAUUCUCGGGUCUGACUUUAGUGAUCUGAGCGGUAUUCCAGAGAUGGUGAUGAAACUGCAGGAUCGCAUCAGGCAAAUGGAAGAAAUCAAGGCUCAUUUCCAAAUUUACUCGCAGUUUUUGGACAAGAAAGGAUGGGAAGAUCGCUUGGCCCUGGAGCGUGACCUGGCCGCUUCCGAGGAUGAACUUUUCUUCAUGAUGAAAGCCAUCAUGAGUUCGCAGAGGAGGCUUGAAAAGAACAACACUCGCUCUAACGCGUUGUUGAAAUGGAGCAUUUCCGUUCGGGAUAUUGUCUGGCACCUUAUGCAGGAUUCAAAUGAGCCGCUGGUUGAACUUCAACUUAAGAAUUUAGAGUACGACCGCACCGACCACUCGGAUGGUUCCCACAUGAAUCUGGUUCGUGUUGGUAAGUUGCUUGGCCUGAACCUUUUACAGGACGCAACAUAUCCGGAGAUAAUAACUCCAUAUCAUGACGGCGAGAGGCCAGGCACUCGAUAUGGUGAUGGCGAUUCCGACAUGAUUCGGGUCUACUGGUACAUGUUAGAGGCCAUAGCAGGUAUCCCCGUUAUGGAACAGUUCGAGAUCGAGCUAUUUCCCAUAAAGAUUCAGCUGGAGCGCGAGGUUGGCAAACGGCUGUUCGAAUACAUCUUCCCCGGUAUGGACGUGGAUCAGGUGGAAGAAGAGUCCAAGACAACCCCUUCGAUUGUUGUUCGGCGCGACUCGAACGAGGCAGAUGAAGAAGGCAACGAGUCCCCCAAGAGCACAAUAAGCAGGACCGGCACGCCCGGCACGCCAGGGCUGGAUGCUUCAUUCUCAACCCGCCCAGGAUCGCUCGAGUUGCGUCUUAAGCCCACGUUGUCAUCUGGCGUCGCAGAAGAAAAGCCCUCGAAGAAGAAUCUAGGCGUUAACAACGGCGAGGGCGGCGGCCAUUCGUUCAGACUUUUCCGUUCUGGCACCUCGCGAACACUGGGGAAGAAAGCUUCGAUUGAGUCUAUGCGACCACUGACGGCCACUCCACGACCUGGUGCUAUUGGUCGGUCUUCAACUGGAUUCUCGUCAAGAGACAGCCGAGAUUCGGAUUCAAAGAAGUCGUCACGUUUCGGCUUACGAAGUAGGCACAACACCGACGACAAGCAAAUGUCUGAUGAUCUCACCAAGAUGAUUGAACGAGCAAACAACUACAUAACGUUUGCGCAUAUCAAGAUACCGUCCGUUGUGAUGUGUCUCAGCUAUAAGGGCAAAGACCAGCGCAACUUUGAAGAUGUUCACAACUUUGUGUUCCGCCUUCCUCUCAUUGAGUGGCAGAAUAAGACUUGGUCAAACCUAGACCUCGCUUUGGCGCUGAAGAAGGCUGUCGUGAGAGCUCUUAUUUCGCACACGGGCGCCAUUAUUGGAAACAAGUUCUCCAAGCACAAGCCUAACGCGGGAGAGCGGAAUAGACUGAGAGAGCUUGCCAGCAGCUCUGUCCUUAUUUCUUCUCCAAUGUCUUCUAGCCUGUCUCAGAAUUACACGCCCAGCAUACACGACAGCGAUGACUCGGCGAGUAUGUAUGGUACGUCGCCUGUAGACUUCUCACGCUCGCCUCCACGGUCUACUCGCAGCAGCAUUCGCAGUGGAAUUCCGGCUCCUCGAUCUGCAAGUCGUAGCAGUAGCAUUGCCAGCAGCAGGUCUCAUUUGACAGGCGGCUCUGCUCCAAAUCUUCCCCAGGUCCCAGCAUACCUGACAAUGACGCCCCCAACGCCAGUUGACGCUCACGGUAGAGGUGAUGGCCAUAGCAGCCUGGCCAUUGAACUUCUCCGGCCAUCCUCCAGCCAGGGACUAGGGUCACAUCGCAAUGCUCUUAGGACCUUAUCAGGCGGCAGCGAAUCAAGACCCUCUACCAGCGCUGGACAUCUCGACACGGCUGACCGCAAAAAGACCGGUCCCACCAGUGUCAGCACCGGAGGCUUUGGUCUGAGGGAUAAACUUACUGCUCUUACACAGAGGAUGAGCCACCGAGACACAGGUAUAGUGAGGACCGAAGAGCCCGAGGAAAUGAAUGACGAAGAAGCCGCUGCUUCUCCAACGGCUGCGGAACACAUGCACGAAGGGGCACUGAGGAACAAGAGGCUAAGCUGGUCUCAGUCACGAUCCAAGACGACUGGUUGA
Messenger RNA from Trichoderma virens Gv29-8, 9018 nucleotides. RefSeq lists its product as uncharacterized. The transcript has a single exon. The record is from RefSeq and is a predicted model, not a curated record. Lineage: Eukaryota; Fungi; Ascomycota; Sordariomycetes; Hypocreales; Hypocreaceae. Bases 1 to 9018 code for a protein of 3005 amino acids.